Messenger RNA from Drosophila mauritiana, 972 nucleotides. RefSeq names its product myb/SANT-like DNA-binding domain-containing protein 4. The transcript has 2 exons. The record is from RefSeq and is a predicted model, not a curated record. The coding region runs from base 91 to 846 and encodes 251 amino acids. NCBI's taxonomy places the organism in Eukaryota, Metazoa, Arthropoda, Insecta, Diptera, Drosophilidae.
UCUGGCAACGCACGACUGGCAACCAAACAGCUUUUUGUUUAUCAAACUGUUAAUUUUGUCUUUGCUAAGGGAAAUUUAAUUAUUUACGCAAUGCUUGCGACCAAGCGAGUAAGGGCCCGUGCGAAGAACUUCACCAUCGAGGAGGAGGAGAUCCUGGAGAACCUGAUCCUGGCGCACCGCGACGUGAUCCGCAACAAGCAGAAGGAUCCGACCAUUUGGCGGAAGAAAUCGGAGGCGUGGAAGCAAAUUGAGGCGGACUUCGCCAUUCAGACCGGAGUAGAGCGUUCUUGGCAGGCUCUGCGGGAGAAGUACACCAACAACCUGCGCCUGAUGCGAAAGAACGGAACACUGAGUGACGAGGAGGAAAAAAUUGACAAUGCGCCAGAUUCGGGGCAGAAUUUGUCCAUUUCAGGAGUUUCUUCGCUGGCUGCAGGUGUUGACAAUGAAGAAAGUAGUGCCUAUUUCGAACCGGAGUUCAGCCGAAAAAGCCUCAGUAGCGACUCUACCGAACUUAAGCACGUGCCAAGUAACUCAAGCUAUGCAGUUGACAGACCAAUCUACUCAGCUCUGAAUGCAAAUGACGGGUCAGUCGAUUUGAGCUCAGAAGAGGAUGCCGCCAAUAUCCUGAAGGAUGAAAAAGUCGCUCUGAUCAGGCUGCAGCAGGAGUUCUACCGAUGCGAAAACGCCCGGGCAGCCGAGAAGCACAAGCUUGAGAUGGAGAAUCAGAAAUACGAGCUGGAGCGGCGAAAGGUGGAGCUGCGGAAUAUGCGCCUGAAAAACGAACUUCUCGAAGCGGAAAUACUCGAAAAACGACGUAAAGUCGGGCCAAGCAACGCUUCAUCCUAAGGAGUUGCUAGCUAGGAUAAUUAAGGAAAUUAAUUCCUGUCUUUAUAAUGUCAGUGCUCUUCAGUAAUUACUAUAGUUCAGUUAAGCGAAACUUAAUCGAAAGAAACUCAUGAUUUCAAACCAGAA